This is a messenger RNA of Eucalyptus grandis, 654 nucleotides long. Its product is annotated as MLO-like protein 15. The coding region runs from base 1 to 654 and encodes 217 amino acids. Gene Ontology annotation, biological process: defense response. Gene Ontology annotation, cellular component: membrane. The record is from RefSeq and is a predicted model, not a curated record. The transcript is spliced from 6 exons. NCBI's taxonomy places the organism in Eukaryota, Viridiplantae, Streptophyta, Magnoliopsida, Myrtales, Myrtaceae.
AUGGCGGUUGCGGGAGUAGACGAGAAUUCUUUAGAGUACACGCCGACGUGGGUGGUGGCUCUAGUGUGCUUCAGCAUAUUGUUCAUUUCUAUCGCUGUUGAUAGAUUCAUUCGCUGCGCCGGCCAGCGUUUGAAGGAUCGCGAAUGGUGGCCGCUCGUCGGUGGCUCACGGAAGAUGAAAGAUGAGUUGAUGCUACUGGGUCUCAUAUCGCUUCUCUUGACGGUGUUCCAAACUGGAAUAGGGAAGAUUUGCAUAUCGGAGCGACUUGACAACAUCUUGCUUCCUUGCAAGAAGCCCAACUCUUCUUUCGUUGUCGCCAAUUUCAACACUAGUUCCUUUGCUUCCGAUGCAACACGAGGACGCCGCCUCCACUCCGUGGCUUCUCAUACCACAGAUUACUGCAGUAAAAAAGGGAAGGUGGCAUUGUUGUCUGUUGAAGCACUACAUCAGCUGGACAUUUUCAUAUUUGUGCUAGCUACCUUUCACGUGGUCCUCUGUGUGCUGAAAGUACUAUCUAUGAUAAUCCAAUGGAGGCGUUUGGAGAUAUAUGAUAGAGGGAUCAGAAGUAAACAGCGAGGGCGAGAAGUAUUCACAGAGAUUAUGGAAGGUUAUAAAAGCCCACUUGGCUCGUUCAGGUAUCUGGUAAGUCAUUGA